GAAAUUUACUAGUAAUAGUUAAAGUUAUAAAUAACUAAAAAAAAAGAAGAAGAAAGAAGACAAAUGAAGUGUAAACUCAAAAUCCCAUUCUGGUAUUUUGUCAUUUUAAGAGCUUUUCCGCAGUGAAUGGUGAAACAACAUAAACUGCAGUGAACAGAUUGCCACUCGGCCGAUUCCAAUCAUACGCACUCGACAUCAAAAUCCAAAGUAAAACGGGGGAAAUUCUAAAACCCUCAUUUCAAACUUCACUUGAGAGAGAAGAGAAGCAGCAUGGUGGAGUUCUCUAAAGCGAACAUUAAAGACUUCGCAGAAGACGGCGACGACGAAGAAGAGCCGGGCGAAGAGGUCGAAUCAGCGCCGCCGCUCAAAGUCGGCCAAGAGAGAGAAAUUGGCUCCAAAGGGCUAAGGAAAAAGCUCUUAAAGAGGGGCGUUAAUUGGGAGUCCCCUCAAUUCGGUGAUGAAGUUACAUUUCACUAUGUGGGAACUUUAUGUGAGGAUGGGAGCAUUUUUGCGUCUACAAGGACAACGAAUGAGCCUGUAACUUUCAAGCUUGGACAUGACAAUAUAGUUAAAGGACUGGACCAUGGAAUUGUGACAAUGAGGAAAGGGGAAAUUGCAUCUUUCAUGCUGCAUCCAGAACUAGCAUACGGAGUAUCAGGAACAACUGGCGUACCUUCUAAUUCCAUUGUUCAGUUUGAAGUAGAACUUUUAUCAUGGAUUACUGUAGUGGAUAUCUGCAAGGAUGGUGGAAUUAUCAAGAAAAUAUUGGAGACUGGGGAACAGAUUGGGCCUCCUGGUGAAUUAGAUGAAGUUUGUGUUAGUUACAAGGCUAUGUUGGUCGAUGGAACCAUUGUUGCAGAAACACCCGAAGAGGGCAUGGAAUUUUAUGUUGAAGAUGGCCACUUCUGUCCUGCAUUGACCAAAGCUCUUAAGACUAUGAAGAGGGGAGAAAGGGCCAAUUUGAUUGUUCAGCCAAAAUAUGCCUUUGGGCAGAAGGGUAACAAAUUAAACAAUGAGCUUCCUGCCAUCCCACCUGAUUCUGUUCUGAGCAUCUUUGUCAAGUUACUUUCAAUGAAGCCGGUGAUAGAUGUUACCGGUGACUUGAAAGUUAAAAAGAAGGUCUUGAAGGAAGGUGAAGGCACAGUCACAGCUAAUGAAGGUGCUACUGUUACUAUUAGGUACACUGCUAUGCUAGAGGAUGGUACUGUGUUUGAGAGAAAAGGUUUUGAUGAUGAGCAGCCAUUGCAGUUCAUCACUGAUGAAGAACAAGUGGUUGCUGGACUUGACCGAGCUGUAAGCACAAUGAAGAAAAACGAAUGUGCGUUGAUAACAAUAUCACCCGAGUAUGGAGUUGGAAGCACAGAAGUAAAGAUGGAUCUUUCUUCUGUUCAACCAUCAUCAACCAUACUGUAUGAAGUUGAAAUGCUGGAUUUCAUCAGGGAGAAAGCACCUUGGGAAUUGAGUACUCCAGAGAGGAUUGAGGCAGCUGUCCGGAGGAAAGAAGAAGGCAAUCAACUCUUUAAAAUUGGAAAAUACCAACGAGCUGCAAAGAAAUAUGAAAAGGCGGUUGAUUACGUCAGCCAAGAUGUACCUUACACAGAUGAUGAUGAGAAAAUAGUUAAACCUUUGAUGUUAUCUUGCUGGUCAAACGGUGCAGCUUGUUGUCUAAAACUGAAUAAUUUCAGGGAAGCGAUCGAUCUGUGCUCAAAGAUCCUAAAUGCAGAAUCUUGCAAUGUGAAAGCUUUGUACAGGAGAGCUCAGGCUUACAUGGGCGUUGCAGAACUACUUUUGGCUGAGCUGGACAUUAAGAAGGCCUUAGAAGUAGAUCCUCAGAACAGGGAGGUGUGGUUGAUGCAGAAGAAUCUUAAGCAACUUCAAGCACAGAACAAUAAGCAAGAUGCAAAGCUCUACAGAGCGAUGUUUUCAUCAAAAUCGGAAGAUGCUUGUAUUGCUGAAAAGAGGUUGAAGACAGCCAAGGACGACAAGGAUACCAGUAUGCUGGAUGAAAGUACUGCAGCAAUGAUAUUGGAAACUAAAAAAUAUAGCUGUUAAUCCACUUCUCUCCGAGACUGGACAUGAAACUUGAUUUUAUGAGAAAUAUUUGUAAUCUUCAAAUAUUGAUUGUCAUACUUAACUGGAUAAAGGUCCGUUCUGUUUGAUGCUGAGCGGGGACUUUCUGUCGACUUGUAGAUAUAUUCACUGUAUAUCCAUGUGUUCAUAUUUUAUAGAAGCUUGCUACUUUUUCUCACAAUCAA
Molecule: messenger RNA, 2255 nt
Organism: Salvia miltiorrhiza (redroot sage)
Lineage: Eukaryota; Viridiplantae; Streptophyta; Magnoliopsida; Lamiales; Lamiaceae
Product: 70 kDa peptidyl-prolyl isomerase-like
Exons: 13
Coding region: 271-2052 (593 amino acids)
Molecular function (GO): protein binding; peptidyl-prolyl cis-trans isomerase activity
Source: RefSeq, a predicted model, not a curated record